GCUUAGCGGAUCGUACGCGGUUGUCACUCUGCCGUUCGCUUACUAUCAGUUGUGAAGGCAAGAAGCAGCAAGUAAAAAAAAACAACUGUCCCAGGACGAACCAAGUGUGGGACUUGAAACAAGACACAAUAGUGAAGGUGUGCAGCAGCACGUACGCAAAUAAGUGGUGUCGGUGUGACGGCAAGUCAAAGGUUAGCAAGCCACAGUGGAAAUAAACACAACAUCGGAAGAAGCACUAUACCAGACCGACGGUGCAAGAAUAGGUGCAUGUGGCCCAGUGAGGUGGUAGUGGUUGGAAAGUGUAAUCACGUUAGGAAAUGGUCGUCGGUCGGCCGUGGUCGAGUGCUCGACGGAAAGGUGAACAACGCGGUGGACGGCUGGAUUGAAUUGUUGCUUCUUUAGCCGGUCGAAAAGAAAAAUAAAACGUGUCGUGGUGUCGUCGUGUCCGCUGCGGGUAUAUUAUGGGGAAAAUGUGAAGCGCACAUCCGCAUUGCAGAACUCGACUCGGAGUAGCUGAUGAUGGUAAACGUGUCCAUUUGCUCAUCGACCUGAACCUGAACUUUUGUGGUUGAUCGACCGCAGCAGUAGCAGCAGCAGAAACGUUAACGAAUCUACCUCAUCCAAGAAACCUGCGGGAUUGCAUCAGGGAGUAAAGCAAGGAUUGCUUCGACAUAUACUGCAUUUGGAUUGAAAGUGUGCCAUUUUGUUCGUACCGCUGUCCGUAUGUGCAUGUGUGUUUGUGUGCUUUAACAAUAUUACAUCCCCUGCAGGGGGGGUAAAACAAGCCGGCGACUACUCACCCUCCGCAGCAUCUGACACACACCCGAAAGAUCACUGUGUUGUGUUGCGCAGUUUUUAGCACACUUGAUCGUGUGGCUACGGACAAUACACUGCAUUGACGGCAAAAGAUCGCGAUCAUUAACCAUAGGCGCGAACGCCCUUUUAGAUACGGGAACAGAUUUUGGACGACGUACAUUUGGUGGUAAUCCCGUGUGUCCGGACGCGUGUAUAGCUGACUGACGUCACGUCAACGAAGCGGACAACGCACAGAAGAAGUACCUCUGCUUCUUGAGCUGCGGUUUGAAGAGCACGAUUUGGGCUUGGUUGCGUGCGGUGUAGCUGUUGGGAUACAACACAAUUGGAUUUUGGAGAGGACAGCGCACAACAGCACAGAAAAAAUACCCCCAGUGGUUCGAUCAACGCAUAGCCCUCUUGGGGAGAGAGAAGAAGAAGAAAAUACAAACAGGCAAACAGUUGCUGCCGCCACCAUGCUGAACCUCGAAACGGGCGAAAUGGAGUACGCUACGGUCGGCGGGUACGACCGGGAACGUAUCUACCUCGACAAGGAGACGGGCGAAGUGAGCAGCGAUCCAACAGAGCCGGCCGGUUCGCGGCGGCGGCGGUCCAAGUUUCACAUCCCGAAGCAGUACCUUCGCAACCAGUGCGGCAUCAUUGCGCGGCGUCCGCCACCGGUACCGGGUGUGCCGAGCGUUGGCUGUGCCAUGAUGGCGUGCAAGCAAAAAAUGAUACCGAUGAUGAAGGAGGAGAUAACGGUCGGCUAUAAUGGUACCGCCGCACAUCUGCUCUUCCUACUGCCGCUGCUGUUUAUGACGCCGAAACUGUUCGCGCUGGUUAUCACGUUCGUCGAAGCGAUGCUGCACAUGUGGGCUCACCGGAAGAACAGCACCAACGCCAAUCCGGACGUUUACUACCGCAGCCCGAUGCACGUGGUGACGCGCAACUUUUGCGAAAUUUGUCGCCACGAACGUUUGAUGGGUCGGGUCGGUAAGCUGCAGGACGUGCGGAUGAAGCAGAUGCAAAACUACUUCCGGAAGGUUACGCGAAACAUUGCCUAAAUGCAGAUGAUGAUGAACCCCCCCUCCGAUAGCUGUGUUACUUUCGCCUGUCACCCGACGAUCACGAUCGGCACGGGAUUUUCCUUUUUUUGGAGGAAAGCAAACAAAAAAAAUGCAAAAGAAAAGAUUGCUACUGACAGCGAAUGCGUUUGUUUCCAAUUGAUUCGUUUUGUUUUGUUUUUUUUUUUCUAUACCAUCU
Messenger RNA from Anopheles moucheti, 2055 nucleotides. RefSeq lists its product as uncharacterized. Lineage: Eukaryota; Metazoa; Arthropoda; Insecta; Diptera; Culicidae. Bases 1269 to 1856 code for a protein of 195 amino acids. The record is from RefSeq and is a predicted model, not a curated record. The transcript is spliced from 3 exons.